This is a messenger RNA of Heteronotia binoei (common prickly gecko), 3767 nucleotides long. RefSeq names its product calcium binding and coiled-coil domain 2 (gene CALCOCO2). Gene Ontology annotation, biological process: positive regulation of autophagosome maturation; xenophagy. Lineage: Eukaryota; Metazoa; Chordata; Lepidosauria; Squamata; Gekkonidae. The transcript is spliced from 11 exons. The coding region runs from base 6 to 1391 and encodes 461 amino acids. Gene Ontology annotation, cellular component: PML body; autophagosome. The record is from RefSeq and is a predicted model, not a curated record.
CCAGCAUGGAAGGUACCUCAGAUGACCCUCCGACUUCUACAGUUGUGUUGGACAGCUACCACUUCUCUCAAGUCAUCUUUACAAACGUGGAGAAGUUCUACAUCCCUGGAGCGGAUGUCACGUGCCACUACAACCUUUCCGAACACAUCACUCCUCGCAGGAAAGACUGGGUGGGCAUUUUCAAGGUAGGAUGGAAGACUACGCGUGAGUAUUAUACGUUCAUGUGGGCACCGUUGCCAAGCAGUCCUGACAGUGCUGAACAUCAAGUCUUGUUUAAAGCUUACUACUUGCCAAAGGAUGAUGAAUACUAUCAGUUCUGCUAUGUCGACCAGGAUGGGAUAGUCCGUGGAGCCAGUGUCCCCUUUCAGUUCCAUGUGGCAUCUGAGGAUGACAUGCUGGUGGUGACUACGCAGGGAGAAGUAGAGGAGCUUGAACAGCAAAAUAAAUCUUUGCUUCAAGAAAACCAGAAACUGAAAGAAACUUUAACAAAUCUGCAAAAGCAGAAUGAGGACUUACAGGAGCAGAUUGUGAAGGCACAAGAGACGGCGAAGGAGCUGGAGGAUAAAGUCCAUUUAUUGCAGAGUGGAACCAUGGAGCUUCAGAGAGCUCAGGACCUCCAGGCUUUAGAGAUGAGCUCAGCUCAAAAGGAACUGGCCAUCAUUAAAAAAAAUAAUGUCCAACUGCAAGAGGAAAACCAGGAUCUUAAAAGAAGAGUGGAGGAUUUAAGCCGUGACAAUGAGACCCUCAGUUCAGAAGCAAAACGUGCCCAAGAGGAGAUCACAUGUCUGGAAGUCCAGAACAGUGACAAGGAGGCAGAACUACACCAGAUGAAAGAAAAGAAUCAAAAACUGUUGACCGAAAAGGAGGAGCUGGAAAACAAGUUGAAAGCUGCCCUGGGUUGCGUGGAUGAGCUUCAGGUGGGCUGCUUCUGGAUCCUGUUUGUCCAUCUUUCUCUUGAAUGGAGAUCCCAAGCGCAGAAAGUAAAGAAGGAAUUAGAAAAGCUCAAAAAAACAGAUGGCGGUAAAGCCAAGCUCUUGGAGGAGAUGAAGGAAGAAAAUAAGCAGUUACAUGCCGCCUUGCUUAGAAAGAAUGAUACUCCAAUGACAUGCCGCAACGAAUCCGUACCUGCUUGGGCCCUCGCUCAGUCAUCAGAAAAUGCUGCUCUUGUGUUUGGGAACCCAUAUUGUGGCACCCUAGAGCGUCCUGAUCCAGAUUUGGUCUCCCUGAAAACAUGUCCGAUAUGCAAUGAAAUCUUCCUUCCUCAUCUCGAAGAGCAGUAUUCGGACCACGUGCGGAGCCACAUUCUCAACUGCCCGUAUUGCGAGGAGAGCUUCGACGAAUCCAACAAGCAAGUGUACGACGACCAUGUCUACUGCCACGGCUUAGACUAAGCUGCAGCCCACUGACAGAAUGAUCCACGAGGAACAGUGCCCUGGUUCUGUUUCUUUGUAUGUUUGGACAGGACAAUUUCUGUGGGGUUUGCCACUGUCUAAAUGUGCCAGGCCAGGGAUGCGGAGGUGUGAAACCUGCUUCUUGGCACCACAGCAUCAAUUGCUUCCUUCCUUCUUUCCAUCUUGCGACAUAUUAAUUAAAUGAACGCAGUGCUUUUGCUUGCUGUGUGAAAGGAUAGGUUAUCUUAAUUGCAUCCUUCUACAGCAUGAAUUGCGCUAUAGGUUAUUUUCAAAAGGAGGAGCUAUUUUUCUUCCCCUGUGCCUUUCACUGUAGAUGCUGAUUUGGCUUCCUCACUGUUUCUAAACAGCUGAAAUCUCUCUAGCAUAAGAGAGUGCUUGUAGUGUGGUUCUUGUCUAGCUAUGGAAACGGUAGAAACGUUUCAACAACCCUUAUCGUACAAUCAUGAACCGGCACAGCCUUCCCAGCCUCCAUCUUCAUGCAGGUUGUACGAGAGAGGUAGAGCUGUAGUGCUUGGAAGGGCGGACCUUCUAGUGUUUUGUAGUGGCUACAGUGCCAGACUGGAGCCCAGGUUCAAAUCCCUGCUUUGCCAUGAAAGCUCGGUGUGUGACCUUGCGUGAGUCACACUCUUUCAGCCUAGCCUACCUUGCAGGGUUAUCAUUGUGAGAAUAAAAUAGAACAAAGAAUGAUGCUAUGAGCUAGUUUGGGUCCCUGUGGGGUGGAAAAUAGCCAUGAGGUUGACAGGAACUGAGAGAAGAAGGACAAAAGUGGGGGGGGGGAAUAGAUUUUGUCUGGAUCACAGUUCUAAGUUAAGGUUUUGUUCCUGGAAUCACCAGUGAUUUCACAGGUGCAUACGUCUCAUAUCACCAAAAGACACUUUGCAAGUGCUACAGCCCUUGUCUGUAAAUAGUUUCUUGGCAGGGCUGCUUUGAGAAAGGCCCUUGUGGCCAGUUCAGUUUCCGCAGGCAGCCUCUUCUCUGUCCAGCUUUCAUAUAUUUGCAAGGAACAGGGAAAAGGAAGACAGCUGACAGAUUUGCCGCGAACAGUGACAAGCCGCUAACAGUUACCCUACAGGCACUCCUCGUCAGAAAGUUCUCCUGCAUCUCGCCCUGUUGCACUGCAUCAGAGUCAUCAAUCACACCCACCAUGCUCUGCUAUGACUCCCACUCAUUUCAAGAGGACACGUUCAGCGGUUUAAACAACGGUGUCAGCAGGGGAAGAAAAAAGAUGGCAAGCAGGGGAGGAGGAAGCUCGAAGAUUUUCAGAGGGGGAGAGAGAGAGACUUUGCAAAAUACUUUUAGAAAGGGUUAGGCUCUGUCUAGUGUGUGUUUGAGAAAAUUCACAUAACCCUCUUUUCAUCCUAACUGAUUUGAAGUUCAUUUUGGGAGCAAUUCUAAACAGGCCUAGCCAGAUGCAAGUCCCAUUUUAUUCCAUGGGCCGUACUCCUGGGCAAGCGUUCUUAGGAUUGCAGUCUGUCUUAGAAGUGGUCCCAUUGAUUUCAGUAGGAUUUAACUCCAAGGAAGUGUGCUUGGGAUUUCAGUUCUUCUCCAAGAUGCUGGCUGCAUCAAGGGCUCUAAACUUGCCAAACCAUUAUGCAGCUACCUUUUCCCAGCAUACAAAGCAAUGGUUACCACCAAAACAGCCAUCAGUAAAAUGUCAGCGGCUGGAAUUGAACUCACUUCCUCUUCCUGUAGAGAGUACAUGAGGGCUUACUACACAUUCUGUAUUCAGCUAAGUCCUUUUGCCAGUUUGUGUGUUGGCCGUAGUUUUCCAGGCGGAUGUCUCUCUUCUGUACAGCCCACAGGAAGUGAGGCACUCAAGAUCCUGUUCUUAGAAAUGGCCACUCUGCCGUUCCUCUUACCACUAAAUGCUGAUAGUUGACUCAGGAACCGAAGCAAUGACAUACUGAACUAACCUUUCAACAGAAACCUUUGUGCCUGCAUUGCCGCUUUGGACUUUCAAGGCUUGGUCCAAAUGUCUGAUUUACGGUUGUUGUUUUCAAAAGAAUGCACAUCCAGGGCAUGUAUGCUUAUAGAACUGAACAAGUGCCUAGAAUUCUUGCACUGCUUCUGAUGAUAAUGAAUAUGUUUUUAAAAGUAUUUUGCUGCUGACAGCCCAUUCUCUAUGCAAGACCAAAAAAAACCAUAACCACCGUCAACUUACCUGUAGGUAUUCUAUUUGUGCAUUGCCGUCCCACUUAAUGCCUUUAGGAGAAUCUUUUGAUUAUUCAUGGGAUCCUAUUUUUAAGUAUAUUUGGUGUUGCUUUUUUGAAGAAGGGCCUGUAAACUGUGUUCUUUAAGGUCGAAAGUUGGGUCUGUUGGCCUCUACAGUUAAAUAAAAAGAUUUCAGGUUCUUUA